GUGGAGGGAGGGGGUGAAAAUGGCGCCCAGCUCGAAAUCGGAGCGGAACAGCGGGGCCGGGAGCGGCGGCGGCGGCCCCGGAGGCGCCGGAGGGAAGCGGGCAGCGGGGCGGCGGCGGGAGCACGUCCUCAAGCAGCUGGAGCGGGUCAAGAUCAGUGGGCAGCUCUCUCCUCGCCUCUUCCGGAAGCUGCCACCCAGGGUCUGCGUCUCUCUCAAGAACAUUGUGGAUGAAGACUUCCUCUACGCAGGACACAUCUUCCUGGGCUUUUCCAAGUGCGGCCGUUACGUUCUCUCCUACACCAGCAGCAGCGGGGAUGACGAUUUCUCUUUCUACAUCUACCACCUGUACUGGUGGGAGUUCAACGUCCACAGCAAGCUCAAGCUGGUCCGGCAGGUGCGGCUCUUCCAGGAUGAGGAGAUCUACAGUGACCUGUACCUGACCGUGUGUGAGUGGCCCAGUGACGCCUCCAAGGUCAUCGUCUUCGGCUUCAACACCCGCUCGGCCAACGGCAUGCUCAUGAACAUGAUGAUGAUGAGUGACGAGAACCACCGGGACAUCUACAUCAGCACAGUGGCCGUGCCACCGCCAGGCCGCUGUGCCGCCUGCAGGGACGCCAGCCGCGCCCACCCAGGUGACCCGAGCGCGCAGUGCCUGCGGCAUGGCUUCAUGCUGCACACCAAGUACCAGGUGGUCUACCCCUUCCCCACUUUCCAGCCCGCCUUCCAGCUCAAGAAGGACCAGGUGGUGCUGCUCAACACCAGCUACUCCCUGGUGGCCUGCGCCGUCUCGGUCCACUCGGCAGGUGAUAGCAGCUUCUGCCAAAUCCUGUACGACCACACCACCUACCCCCCAGCCCCUCCCAGCCCCCCUGGGCCCCAGGGUCCAGAGAUGACCCCUGUCCUCCCCAAACUCUGCCCCGAAGUGGCCCCAGCCCGGCCCUCUGGGGCUCCUGAACCCUCGCCCGCCAUCGCCAAAGCCAAGGAGUUUGUGGCUGACAUCUUCCGCAGGGCCAAAGAGGCCAAGGGUGGGACCUCAGAGGAAGUCCGGCCACCCCCCUGUCCGGGGCCCUCAGGCAGCCGCUGCCGCCUGCCCUCUGAGCCCCUGGCCUCAGGUGGGGAGGCGGUGUCCCGGGACAGCCCCCCUGCAGCAGAGGCAGCCGCCCCUGAGCCGGGAUACGUCAACUAUACCAAGCUGUAUUACGUGCUGGGGUCCGGUGAAGGGACAGAGCCAGAGGAUGAGUACGAGGAUGACAAGAUCUCCCUGCCCUUCGUGGUGACUGAUCUCCGAGGCCGCAAUCUGCGGCCCAUGCGGGAGCGGGCCGCCGUCCAGGGUCAGUACCUGACAGUGGAGCAGCUCACACUGGACUUCGAAUAUGUCAUCAACGAGGUCAUCCGCCAUGAUGCCACUUGGGGUCACCAGUUCUGUUCCUUCAGCGACUAUGAUAUUGUCAUCCUGGAGGUCUGCCCAGAAACCAACCAGGUCCUCAUUAACAUUGGCCUGCUGCUCCUGGCAUUCCCGUCCCCCACUGAGGAGGGCCAGCUCCGACCAAAGACCUAUCACACCAGCCUCAAGGUGGCAUGGGACCUCAACACGGGCAUCUUUGUGACAGUCAGCGUGGGCGACCUCACUGAGGUCAAAGGGCAGACCAGCGGCAGCGUGUGGAGCUCAUACCGCAAGAGCUGUGUGGACAUGGUCAUGAAGUGGCUGGUGCCGGAGAGCAGUGGCCGUUACGUCAACAGGAUGACCAAUGAGGCAUUGCACAAAGGGUGCUCCCUGAAGGUUCUGGCGGACAGUGAGCGAUACACGUGGAUUGUGCUGUGAGGGCCCGGCCACCUUGGACACUGACUCCAACUACCUCCGCGGCCUGGGAGCUGGCCGCCUUCCUGGCAGCCUCUGCCCGGCUGGCCGACCGACCGACCGAUGACCGGCACUAGUGUUAGGCUGCGGGAAGGGGGCUGGCCAGGGCAGCCCCUGGUGGCCUGAGAGUCUGGACGCUUCUUAUUUAUGCCUAUUUAAGUUGGGAAGGGGCAGAGGGAGGGAGCCCCCUGCCCCACCAGCCUUGAGCGCCCACCUUCACCCUAAGCUGGGCAUGGGUCCUCGUUCCUGAGGAGUUUGCCCCUUUCCUCGGCUACAGGUGUGGACAUUGCCCCCCCCGCCCCGACUCCAGGGAGGCCAGAUGGAUCCCAUACCCCUGCCCUGCCCACCCCCCACCCGAAGUGGUGAACCUUGUGGCCAUCACACCGCCCCCUCCCCAAUCUGUUGUUCCUCUUCACAUAAUAAAUGUUUUAUUUCUGAA
Messenger RNA from Hippopotamus amphibius kiboko, 2297 nucleotides. RefSeq names its product DDB1 and CUL4 associated factor 15 (gene DCAF15). NCBI's taxonomy places the organism in Eukaryota, Metazoa, Chordata, Mammalia, Artiodactyla, Hippopotamidae. The record is from RefSeq and is a predicted model, not a curated record. The coding region runs from base 20 to 1822 and encodes 600 amino acids. Gene Ontology annotation, biological process: protein ubiquitination. Gene Ontology annotation, cellular component: Cul4-RING E3 ubiquitin ligase complex. The transcript is spliced from 13 exons.